AAAGUGUUUAAAUUCAUGUAAAUCAAUAAAAAAACUCAAAAGAUAAAUUGUAAUGUGUCAUGAAACAAGUUAAAAACAUAUAUAUUAUCUAAUUAAGCGUGGAAAAUGGAUCGAAUGGAGAAACAAUGUAAAGUUACAAAAACAAUACCCAUAUUGUCAACAGUAAAUCAUUUUCUUCAACAGCAGUAUGAUACUUUCGAAAAUGAGUCUCCAAAUUUCGUAUCAAAAGGCGGUGUAACAAAAGAUUUAAAAUAUGCAUGGAUUGUAAAUGGUCCUAAAUUUCAAGUAAUUGAAGUUCAGAGUGGUUCACGAGUAGCGUCAUGGUUAUUUGAUGGUAUUUUACGUGAUAAACGAUCUCGUAUUACGUGUGUGGCUGAAUUACCGAAUAAUAAUGGUUCACCACCACUGUUUGUAAUAGGUUUAGAUUGUGAAACAUCAGGUGGAAUGAUAUAUAUUUUUAAUAUUAUGGGCAGUAAAAUUAUGCGAGCCAUCCAAUUAGAUGAUCGAGUUUGUAAUUUACAUAUUAUUGAUUCUGGUGAUAAUAUCCCUGGUAUUUUAAAAAAUUUGGACGGAAUAAUAGCGAUCGGAACUUGCGGGGGUGAUACAUUUUUAAUAGAUCUUUGUAAACAAAUGUGGAUAACUGAAAACAUAUUCGAUGAAAUAAAUUAUAGUAAAUUAUUGAAACGACCAUGUAAUCGAAUAAAUCUGGGAGCAUUAGAAUCUUAUAGAUCUCAUGCCAUUCAAAACAAUGAUCAUUUAGCUUUGCAAUUAAAUGUGUCAACAAAUUCUUUAUUCUUACUAUCAACACCACAAGGUACCGAUGCCUUACAAUUACCUCGGGAUAAUGUGCGUAUUAGUUCAUUUUUGUAUGUUCCAAAAUUAAUAUCGAUACUUGUUGGUUACAAUUUUGGUGCAUGGCAAAUAUAUAAUUUACUCACGCUGGAAUUAGAAUAUACAUCGCCAGUUUAUGAUGAAAUUGUUCCUGUUUCACAUUUUGCAUAUCAGGAACCUUCAGAUGAUCCAAGAGCAUUUUGUUAUGUUUGGGCUGUUUAUAGUAAUGAUAUUGAAUCAAAACAUGCAUCAGUGCCAUUGGCAGCGAUGUAUGCGUUAGCAUAUGAAAGUAAAGACAAUAUUGAAUUUUAUGGCACUUUAUAUCAGAAUUUUAUGUCAUGUUCAUUACGCUUUCAAAUGGAUUUACUACCAAUAAAUAAUGGAGCACAAAAUGCUAAGGGUGGCCAUUGUAUUAGUUUACAAACAUGUAUGAUAAAUUCAUUGAAUCAUGUUGAUAAUAGCUGUGAUCAUAAUUUAACAUUAUGUAUGAUUGUGUGGAGUGUUUGGUCGGAAUAUGAUAAUGAGCCUAAUAUUGUUAUGGCUAUCAUUGAUUUAGAUCAAUGGUACAAAGAACAAAUGCCAGCUACUAUACGUAAUCACGGAAAUGAAUGUUAUAUAGCACAAUUUGAUCUAUCACGUAUAUUAAACAUUGAUGAUAGUUUAUCAAUUUUUGAUGUAAAUAUUGAUUCAACAAGUAUAAACCCAUUUACUACUGUGCAGCGUCUGGAAGAGCACUAUUAUCCUACAGCUUUAACGUUUGAUUUUGUUGUGAUGCAAAAAUCAGAAUUUACAUUCAUUAAAAAUAAUGGUUUACAACGUACGUUAUUGUUAGCAUUGGAAAAAAAUGGUGUGAAUAGUUUUUUAAAUGCACAAAGUUUGGCACGUAAAUGUUUUGAAGCUGGUCUCCAUUCAACUUGUAGUUCGGAUAUAUUGUCACCAAAAUUAAAAUCACAACAUAUAUCAUCACCACAUACACAUUUGCUAUCAUUAGCAUUAGAGUAUAAUUUAAUUGGUUUAUUAACAUCGUGUGCUGAAGAAUGGGCGACGGGUGCUUACGCGAGUGCUGGUUGUACAUUGGGUGUAUUUGUUGAAUGGGCAACACAACGUUCAGAAGUUUUACAGCAAAAAGCCAAUGAAUUAUGUGUCUCACUGUUUGAUUACUCUGACAUAAAUUUAGAUUGUAAUGCACGUAAAAUAUUAGAUCAAUGUGCAAUACAGAUGCAUCAUUUAAGUUCAGUAUUUAAACUAAUUAAAAAGAAUUGUACCGAAUAUUUAAAUUCGAAUGCAACAAUUGAAAUAAAUGAACAAUUACGUGCAAUUCAAAUGUUUAGUGAUCGUUUAGAAGUUUUACAAUGGUUGUUAAAUGUUGGUCUAUUACCUGAAGCACCAAUUCAAUCAUAUGAUUCAAUUGCUGCAAAUGAACGUAUGAGAGCACCAUAUCCUAUUGAAGAAUUAUAUAAAAUUUAUAAUGAAAGACGAUCACAAUUAAAUGAAGAUCCUAAUCCAACAAGAGCAAAAAAUAAAUCAUGUGAACUAUUAUUUAUCGAUAAUUUAAUUGAAUAUGAAUGCGGUGGUGAACGAUUACGUAAUGAAUGGCGUUGUGAUACAAAUAUAAAUGGUUUAUAUCCACCACCGUCAAUUCAAGCAUUACUUCGUACAUAUUUAAUUGAUAAUGUGGAUUUGAAAUUUAAACAUACAAUAUUAGUAUACGUCUUCCUAGAUUUAGCUGUGACGCUAGAUCAAAUGAAAUAUGAAUCAAUUAUAACACAUUUAAUUAAAUUCCCAGCUGUAUUUCGUUUAUCACCUUGCCAUAUAAAAAUGACACAAGCAUUUUGGCAAUUGGAUCAUGGUGAUUUUACGACUGGAAUGGAACAAUUAUUAGAUCCCCUGAUUGGCGGUGGUACUACACAAGAUGAAUUUAAACCAUGGCAGCAUCGAACUGUAUUAAGAGCAUUGUUAGCAAAUAAACAACACAAAUAUGCUGCUUUGUAUAUUCAAAUUCGGCAACCACCGUUUACAGAUUUGGAUGAAAUUGUUAAUGCAAUGCAUCUUUUAUUAUCAAAUAACAUGCUACACGCGGCAUUUGAAUUUCAACGUCGUCAUCAAACUGUACAUAAUAAAUCACAUCUACUUGAGAAAUUUUUUGAAGGAUGUUUACAAGAAAAUUUAAUAACAUCUGCAUUGAAAUUAUCGUUAUCACAAGAUGAGGAAGAUAGUUUAAUCAAAAUGUUAAAAAGGCAGAACAAAGAUGACAUUCAUUUACAGUUAAUAUAUUACUUACAACGUUCAAGAGGUUUUGAUGUGUUAAGAGUUGGUGAUCAAUAUUACCAUGACCAUCAACGUGGUAUCCGUGGUACUAAAAUGGGUUUAAUUGGACAAAAUUCAUUACAAUUACCACAAAUAUUAUUAAGUACAUAUGCAAGUGUUAUGCCAAGUAUUACUAAAAAAAUUUAUGAUGAUUUCCGAACAGAAAUUGUAGAGCAAAAACUACAAAUAAGAAAUAAAGUUCAAGCACCAACACCAAUGUCAGUUAAAAUAAAAGAAUCAAAUAAAACAAUUAAAUAUAAAUCGAAUACAAUAGUAAAUAGUAUAAAUAAAAUAAGAGAAAUUUGGUCAUUGGCUGAUGCCUUUAGUGAUAAUAAAUGUUUGGAAUCGACGCCAUUUUUAUGCACACCAAAACGAAAAAUACACGAAUGCCAAUCUGUAACUCCUGUAACAUUUCCAAAAGUAACUUAUCAAAAUCAAGAGAAAAAUUUAAAGAAACGUGCAACUGAUGAUAAUUUUGAUGAUGAGUUAACAUUACAAGAACAAAAUCCAAGUAAAAGAUUUAGAUUUUCUUCUAACGAUACAAUGUCAGAUGUAAGAUUAAUAACAUCAUCAUCUAGUCUUGCUGGUAUACAAAAACAAAAUCAUACCGCACCAGAGAAGCUUUUACUUACGCCGAUUGUUAAACGUAAAUAUUCGGAAUCACCGAAAAGUUUAGCUAGUGGAUCAUCAAAUCUUCCAAGUAUAUUGAAGAUUCGUCAUACUAAUGUGAAAACAAAUUCAACUAGAGGAAGAUCAAUUACACCACAGUUAGAAGAAUGUGUGGAUUCUUCAAGUGAGGAAUCAUCGUCGAUAAAGUCAUCCCCUAUUAAAGAGAAUAAAUAUCCAAGUGAUAAUCAAUUACAUGAACACAUUGAAUCCAUAGAAGAGGAAGAAAAAUCAUGUACGAGUUCUAAAUUGGGAGCAACACCAAGGAAGAAUUUGAUUCGAACACCACGUCCUGUCGUACAUUUUGAAGAUGCCUCACCCAGUGAAGCUAUUAUACAAACAUCUGAAACAGCUACAGAUGACUCUCCUUCAAAAAAAAUUGAAACGAGAUUAUCCAAGAAAAAUAAUUCAUUGGUAGAUGCUAGUAAUAUUCAUUACCAAUCACAAGAAUCUAAAUUACGUGAAGAAGAAAUGAAAAGUGUUGCACGCAAAUUGAGCCGUUCAUCAGCAAGUCCAUAUAAAUCAAUAAAACCGCGCAAAUCAUUGCAACGCACUGUACUCGAAAGUUCAUUAGUGAAAAAUAUAACACCAGUUUUAAAACGUUCAAAACGUAUUGCAAAUCGACGAGCAUCAUCAGAUGUUGGUAAUAGUGAUCAUGAAACUAUCGAAACUGAUAAUGAAAGUUUUGAAAAAAAUGUUACCAUAUGUUCAAGUCCAACAUUUAUUGAAGAUAAUUCACCAUCUCCAAAAAAAUUAUCAAAACGUACAAUUGAAGAUAAUUCUCCGUCUCCAGGAAAAUCAUCAAGACAUAAAUUAAAAAAUGAAAAUUUUGUAGAAAUUAUGGAAGAAAAAUAUGGUCAUGCAACAGGAAGUAGUUUUUCGUCAAAUAAUAAUUCAUCCAAUGAUAGUGUUAUGAUUAAUACGAACUUAAUUGACAAUGACAAUUCAAAUGUAACUGAUAGUUUUAUCAAUCGUAUGAAUAAGAAAUAUUCAAAAAAUAUUUCGGUUUCUUCAGAUGAUUCCGAAGAUCUCGAAAAUCUAAGUAUUGGAAAACCUAAACAGAUUAUAACGAUAAUUGGCGACCUAAUUGCGGAAACAAAAGAAGAUGAAAAAAAUGAUGAAAUAUCACUUAGUUUUAGUACAUCUAAAGAAGUCAUUGUUACAAAUACCACUGUUACGAAUACAAAUAUUUUGGAAGCCACUGAAGAUAGCAUUGUAACGGACAGUUUUAUAGAAAGAAUGGAAGCUAAAUUCAAAGAAAAUAACCCAAAUAAUUCCACUAUCGACUUUGAUGAAAGUAGCUUAGAAAUUUCGAAAACAAUUACAAGAACACAGGGUGACAGCCUUGUAACAACAAAUUUAAAGAAGGAACAAACCGAGGAAAGAACAGAAAGAAGAAAGGAACAAACCGAAAGUUGUAUAACAACCAAUUCAAAGAUUAUUGUUAAUGAUAAAAUGUCAAAAUCUACUGAAACAAAUAAUCGUAAAUCAUUAUUUGAGCCACAAAGAGAUGACAGUGUUGUGACUGAAAGCUUCCUUGAACGUAUGACGGCGAAAUAUGCUUGUGAAGAAGAUGUAUCUAGUUUUGAAGAAAUCAGUUUUGAAUGUCCGAAACCGAUACCAAAAAUAUUAAGUGAAAUGAUUGCUGAAACUGUUGAGCCAAAACAAGUUGAUAUAAAAAUGGAGGGAAUAAUUACUAAAGCGUCAAAUGAAAACCAAACAUCACACGAAAUUAAGUCCAACUUAUACGCCGAUGAUGAUAGUUUGGUCACGGAGAGUUUUAUCCAACGAAUGGAAAAUAAAUAUGAAAGUUGCGAAUCGUUGGCAAGUAAUGUUUCCGUAGCAAAUUCAACUUCCAUUUACAAUUCAAUUGACGCAAAUAAGAACUCGGACCUUUUAAGUAGUAAAGAAACAUCAAGUGUUUAUUGUUCGGUUGAAGAAAGUGUUGAGAAUAAUAAAAAUUCAGUAGAAGACGCUCUUGUUUCUGAUGAUGAUUAUAGCUUUCGAAUGGACGUCGAUGAUGACGAAGAUGAAGAUGAAGGACAAGAUCAAGAUAACUCCAUUUCAUCUAAAGAAAGUUCCAAACAUGAUAUUACAGAUGAUAGUGAAAGUGAUAUAGAAGUUGAAAAAUCCGAAGAAGAUUCUUCAGAUCAUGAAAAAGAAUUUCAACAAGAUCCUAAUGAAAUUGUUGAAAUUUCGUCUGAUGAAGAUGAAAAUAAUGUUGGCUCAUCAAACAAUGAAACGGAAGAGUCAAGUGAAUUUGAAGAAAAAAAUAGUUCUGAUUCUAGUAAUUCUUCGUUAUCAAAUAGCCAGGAUAACGAGAUGAAAGAGAAUGAUAAAAUAGGUUUUAAUAAGUGCAUUGUUUUCGAAAAAAAUUCAUCUGAUCAUGAUUCAAAUGAAAAUGUAACUGCUGUUGAAAGUAUAAAUGAAAUUAUUGAAAUUAGUGAGUUAACGGAAGAAGAAGAAGCGUGUAAUGUUUACGAAGAUCUUGAUGUAGAAGCUGUUGUAGAAAUACAAGAAGAUAAUGAAGAAAACAAAGUUGAGGAUAAUCAAACAGAUAAAGAAACUGAAGUUAUUGAAAUACUUGCAGCCCAACAAGAAUUAGAAAGUGAAACUCAAUCUCAAGAAAACAAUAAUGCCAUAGAAAGUAUUGAAAUACCUGCAGCCCAACAAGAACUAGAUCAUGAAAUUCAUUCUCAAGAAACCAAUAAACCGGUAGGGACAGAUGAAAUUUCACAAAACGAACUAUUAGAUGAUAGUAUUGAAAUAUCUGUAGCACAACAAAAACUAGAAAGUGGAAUUCAAUGUCAAGAAACCAAUAAAGCCAUUGAAACAACUGAAAUUCAACAAAAAGAUUUAAAAAUCCCAGAAGAAUCUGAAAAACUGAUUGAAGCCUUGGCAACCAACGAAAAUCAACAACAAAUUGAAAAUCAAAAUAAUUCAAACGAAAAUUUAUUAAUCAAUACUAUUUCAGAUGUACACGAUGAACAGAAUUUACAAAAGAUAACAGAAAUUGAAAAUCAAGAAAAUAAUAAAAAAAUUGUACAUCAACAAGAAAUGCUAAAAUUAAAAAUACAAGAAACCAAUAUUACAACAACCACGGGAAAUGAAUCAGAAUCACAAAAUAAAGAAGUUUUAACGACCACUGAAAGUACUAAAGAAAUUGAUGAGACUCGAACAAAUUUGGAACAAUCGGAAAAAGUUUCUGCAUUAAAUAAAAUUAAUGAAACUGAUGAAAAUCAAUCGGAAAAGGAAAAUAUUGAAGAAAUAGUUACUGUGAAACCACGUCGACGAACACGCCAAAGCUCAGUAGAUAGCUAUAAAUCUGAAACUCCAUUACCGGUGGUAAAAAAACCGACCUCAAGGACUCGUCGUGCCACAUCAAUUGAUAUUAGCAGUCCAAGUACAACAAUAACAACAAAUGCGAACACGCCAGAAAAACGAGUGACACGUUCAUCGUCUGAUAUGAACGUAUCACUAAAUCAAUCAAAAGUGAUAAAUUCAAAAAGUAUCGGUACUACUCGUCGUCAAUCUUUACGUAGUUCUCACAGUAAAGAUGAUGAUGCUGAUAAGUCAAUACUAGAAGAGUAUUCAACAUCACGUCGAUUGACAAGAAAACAAAAAACUAUGUUAGAAAAAACAAUGUCUGGAAAAACGGAAUUGCCAAAAGUAUUGUCUAAAAAAAUAGAACACAAUGAUUCUGAUGAGAAUAGUGAUAAUAGUGAUGAAGAUGAAAUGCGUGGACCUAAUAUUGAAAAAAUUGAUCCAAUUAAAUUAUUGGAUAAACAAAGUUUUGAGGGUCCCGAGGAUCCAGAAGAACAAAAAUUACUUCUUCAACGAUCGCCAGCGUCGAGUAUAAAAACAACCAGCUCAUUCCAGUCAAUAGAUAAUACGGAGAGUCGUUCAAUAAUAAGGAAUUUACGAUCUAGAAGUAUCGAUUUUGAUAUUCCAUCGGAAACUAAUAAAUUUAAAAUAAAAUCGUCGUCUAGUUCCGAUAUUGUAGGCGUUACAACACCAAAACGGCGAGUGUCUAGAAGAUUAUCACAGUUAUCUUUAAAUCAAACUCCCGAAAAAGAUGAAGUGGCUAGUGAAAGUGGAAUUCAAAUAAGUACACGAUCGAAGAAUCAUAUAGCUAAGCUUAAAGAUUUAAGCCCAGAUGUUAAACGAUCCCCCAGGCGAAGUAGUCGUCUUAGUUCACCACAGUUGACACCAUUAGCCGAACAUAAAGGUCCGAGCACUAGCAUAAAAAGUACACGCAGAUCCAUCUUACAAUCUGAUUUACCGAUAAUAUCUGAAGAAAGUGUUGAACAAGGAACAACUACGAAAAAACGUAAGGAAAUCGCAGAGCAUGUUGAUUCACCUGCAAAACGUAAUCGAUCCAAAUCUUCUGAUGUUGGAAAAACGUCAAUUAAAGAAGAAAUAAAACCGGUGACAGCAAAUCGGCGAAAAAAGAUUUGAGUAUACGAUAAGUAAAAAGUUUGUUAAAAUGUUAACUAUUAAUUAAUUGUUUAUUAAAGUAAAAAUGG
Chrysoperla carnea is the source of this 8330-nucleotide messenger RNA. RefSeq names its product protein ELYS (gene Elys). The record is from RefSeq and is a predicted model, not a curated record. Lineage: Eukaryota; Metazoa; Arthropoda; Insecta; Neuroptera; Chrysopidae. The transcript has 23 exons. The coding region runs from base 106 to 8262 and encodes 2718 amino acids.